Messenger RNA from Capronia coronata CBS 617.96, 480 nucleotides. RefSeq lists its product as uncharacterized. The coding region runs from base 1 to 480 and encodes 159 amino acids. The transcript has a single exon. The record is from RefSeq and is a predicted model, not a curated record. Lineage: Eukaryota; Fungi; Ascomycota; Eurotiomycetes; Chaetothyriales; Herpotrichiellaceae.
AUGAUUGACAGACUGAUCGCGUCCAGUACGCAGUUGAGGAUCUCUCAUCAUCUCUGCGACGAUCUGAGCGAGAACCUACAUAUCUUCCCGGACAUAUGCGAACCAUGCAAGCGAAACGGAGUCAUUGCCAGCUGGAUUGAUCAGCAGCCUGGCGGAAAGUUCGAAGUGCUGCGAGCGUGGAAAGAGGAACAUCGACAACCGUCAAACAUCGACGCUUUGGACGAGACGGACAGUGCGGAAAGACUCUCGGUUGUAUCAUUCUCCGACAGCGCAGACAGUUCGACUGCCGAAUCAGCAAGCCCUCCAACAUCGUCGUCCGACCGAAACAUGGCAAUUGGUGUGACUUCAGACGAGAUGGAAAAAUCCGAUCUGACUAUCCUAAAAGCGCGUGUGGCUGGCUUGACAACUCGAACCGACCGACUUCUUGCAAGAAUCCGUGCCCGCAAGGCGAUGGUGUCCAGUCCCUCACCCGACAAAUGA